This is a messenger RNA of Colletotrichum karsti, 1086 nucleotides long. RefSeq lists its product as uncharacterized. NCBI's taxonomy places the organism in Eukaryota, Fungi, Ascomycota, Sordariomycetes, Glomerellales, Glomerellaceae. The transcript has a single exon. Bases 1 to 1086 code for a protein of 361 amino acids. The record is from RefSeq and is a predicted model, not a curated record.
AUGGCGGAGAGCGAGCUCAACACCAAAAGAGUUCUCGUCGCCAUUAUCAUCUGCGUCUUCAUCAGCAUCGCUUUCUACAACGUCGUCGAGCUCACCGUCUCGAUCUUCACUUCUUUCAGGAAGCGGUCGGGGCUGUACUUCUGGAGCACUCUCAUCGCGACGUGGGGCAUCGCUUUCAAUGGCACCGGCUACCUCUUAAUGCACCUGUCGCUGACGGCAGAGAAGACUCUCUAUGCGACACUUAUUCUCAUCGGCUGGUGCGCCAUGAUUACGGGCCAGUCGGUGGUGUUAUACUCCCGGUUACACCUUGUCAUGUACAGCCAAAAGCGACUACGAUGGGUGCUAUACAUGAUCAUCGCAAACGCAACUUGGCUGCAUAUCCCGGUCAUCGUCUUGGUCUACGGAGUCAAUUCUGCGAAUCCGGAUCCUUUUCAGAACCCUUACAACAUCUUCGAAAAGAUUCAACUCACCGUCUUCUUCGUUCAAGAGAUCAUAAUAUCCGGUCUCUACGUAUGGGAAACGACCAACCGCCUUCGCCUCGAGAAAAGCAUCGCAUGCGGCAACAUGCGCACGCGAACGAUCAUGAACCACCUAAUCUUGGUCAACAUCCUGGUUGUCUUCCUCGACGUGACGAUCCUGGCCCUCGAGUUCACCAACCUCUACGACAUCCAGACAGCAUGGAAGCCGCUGGUCUACAGCAUCAAGCUCAAGCUCGAGUUCAGUAUCCUAAACCGACUAGUCAGCCUGGCACGAGGAAGCAAUUCGAACAGCAGCUUCUACGCGCGCAGCCAAAGGCGCGGGCAGACGAACGAUGUUGCGCUGGAGACGUUCAGCGGCGAGCGUUCAAGACAGUUCACGCCAGCGGAUGAGCCGGAAUACGAGAUCCGAAUCGGAAAGGGCGAAAAUAGCUCUGUUCCGCCCAUGCCGAAUGCGUAUCCGACGAAGACAACUGAAAUCACGAUACACACCCAGUCGCGGCCGACUCAUGGCAAGAACGACAGCGAUGACAUCAGCGUGGUGCCGGACAAAGACAGAGAAGGAGACGUGUGUUCGACAUCUUCGGAAAUACAAUUCGCGAGAUACUAG